Messenger RNA from Phragmites australis (common reed), 1858 nucleotides. RefSeq names its product hydroxycinnamoyltransferase 4-like. The transcript has a single exon. NCBI's taxonomy places the organism in Eukaryota, Viridiplantae, Streptophyta, Magnoliopsida, Poales, Poaceae. The coding region runs from base 208 to 1491 and encodes 427 amino acids. The record is from RefSeq and is a predicted model, not a curated record. Gene Ontology annotation, molecular function: acyltransferase activity, transferring groups other than amino-acyl groups.
GAAACACGCUUCCUGGGCCCUGGCUUCUAUAUAAGCCAUGCAAAACGCUCGCAAAAACACCACAAGUCCACAGCACAGCCGAAAACACACAGCCCGUGAACUCGCCAGGAGCCCCGGAAGCUAGCACGCACAGCGCAAUCCACUCGCGAGGAAGCGCGCUCGUACGCACAGCGCAAACCCACCGAACCUAAAAGGCGCGACGUGCCGAUGGCCACGGUGGAGUUGUUGACGUCGGAGGUGGUCGUCCCGGCCGAGGAGACGCCGGCCGGCGCCGUCUGGAUGUCCAACCUCGACCUGGCCGCGCGCCGCGGGUACACGCCCACGGUGUACUUCUACCGGGCGGACGGCAAGCCGGGAUUCUUCGCGGGCGACGCCCUGAAGGACAGUCUCGCGAGGGCGCUCGUGGCGUUCUACCCGCUCGCGGGCCGCCUCGGGCUCGACGACACCGGGCGCGUCCAGAUCGACUGCACCGGCGAGGGCGCGGUCUUCGUGACCGCGCGGUCGGACUACGUGCUCGACAACCUGAUGAACGAGUUCGUGCCAUGUAACGAGAUGCGGGACCUAUUCGUGCCCGCUACGCCGGCGCCGAACCCGCCGUGCGCCCUGCUGUUCGUGCAGGUCACGUACCUGCGGUGCGGCGGCGUCGUGCUCGGCCUGGCCGUGCACCACUCGGUCGUUGAUGCGAGGAGCGCGGCGCACUUCGUCGAGACCUGGGCGAGCAUCGCCCGUGGCUCCACCGGGGACGCGCCCGUGCUGCCCUGCUUCGACCACAAGCUUCUCAGCGCGCGCCCGACGCGCGCAGUGCUCUACGACCACCCGGAGUACAAGCCCGACCCGACUCCGGUGCACCCGGUCACCGCCUCCACCUACGAGAGCGCCAUCAUCACGCUAACAAAAGCACAGGUUAUUGCGCUCAAGGCGCGGUGCGCGGGGGCGUCCACGUUCCGCGCCGUGGUCGCGCUCGUGUGGCAGUGCGCGUGCCGCGCACGGUCGCUGCCCCCGGACGCAGAGACGCGGCUCCACUCCAUGAUCGACAUGCGCGCGCGCCUUGCCCCGCCUCUCCCCUCGGGCUACUUCGGCAACGCGGUGAUCCGCACGUCGGCGCUGGCCACGGUCGGGGAGGUGGUGGCCAACCCCGUCGACUACGCCGCUCGGCGCUUGCUCGCGGCGACGAGCCAGGGCGACGACUACGCGCGGUCGCUGGUGGACUACCUGGAGGACGUGGACGCCAUGAACCUGCCGAGGAGCGGCAUCUCGCGUGCGCACCUCCGCGCCAUCAGCUGGAUGGGCAUGUCGCUGCACGACUCCGACUUCGGGUGGGGCGUGCCGGUGUUCAUGGGGCCAGCGCUCAUGUACUACAGCGGCUUCGUGUACGUGAUGCAAGCCCCAGGGAAGGACGGCGCCGUCGCGCUCGCGCUGUCACUGGAGCCAGAGACUAUGCCGGAGUUCAGGAAGGUGUUCACCGAGGAGCUGGCGCGUCUCGAGCUGUAGUCGAUAACACGUCCAUGCACGUGUUUGUAAUUAAGCUCGUAAUUGCCGAGAGCGGUUGGUUGGGAGGUGCGGGUGUGUCCUUGUCGACGGCUGUGUUGUUAUCAUAGGUACAUGCCACGUCAUUACAUUAGGCAUGAAUCAAAUUAACACGUGAAUUUGUUACAAAGAUGUUCACCCUGUGAUAUCACUGUAUUCGGCAUCAAUCAAUCACCAGAAGCUCAGAACUUUGUGUUAAGAAUUAAGAUCAAUUAGCAUAACUGCAAAUUCCAGUUAUUUGAUUAUGUCUGUUGGGGAAGGGUGUCUCCCAACGGCACCCGUUCAUCGUGCAUGUAAACACCACUAAUCAAUGAAACAAUCUAUUGAUUCA